Messenger RNA from Emericellopsis atlantica, 1182 nucleotides. RefSeq names its product arginase family-domain-containing protein. The transcript is spliced from 2 exons. Bases 1 to 1182 code for a protein of 393 amino acids. NCBI's taxonomy places the organism in Eukaryota, Fungi, Ascomycota, Sordariomycetes, Hypocreales, Bionectriaceae. The record is from RefSeq and is a predicted model, not a curated record. Gene Ontology annotation, molecular function: agmatinase activity; metal ion binding.
AUGCUCCAGAAGACCAUCCUCGGGCUCAGCUGCGCGGCAGCGGCCAUUGCCCACGGCAGCCAUGACCAGAAGAACCUGGGCCCUCAUCAGCAGCUCUGGUACAACAACCUGCCUGGCGACGGCGGCAAGCAGGCCGACUCUGUCUUCUCCGGCAUCUCCACCUUUGGCCGCCUCCCCUACCAGCCAUGCCUCGAGAUGCCCGAGGUCGACUACGACAUUGCCUUUAUCGGCGCCCCCUUUGACACGGGCACAUCCUACCGCCCCGGCGCCCGCUUCGGUCCCUCGGGCAUCCGCCAGGGCUCGCGCCGCCUCAACCUGUACGGCGGCUACAACGUGCCCCUCCAGACGAACCCCUUCAACAGCUGGGCCAAGGUGCUCGACUGCGGCGACAUCCCCGUCACCUCGUACGACAACGCCUUUGCCCUCCAGCAGAUUGAGGAGGGCCACUUCAACCUGCUCUCGCGCACGCCCAACACGGACGGCGACAAGCGCGGGCCCGCCAUCAAGGGCAAGACGCUGCCCCGUCUCAUCACCCUCGGCGGCGACCACACCAUCACCCUGCCCCUGCUGCGCUCCAUCAACCGCGCCUACGGGCCCGUCACCGUCAUCCACUUUGACAGCCACCUCGACACCUGGAAGCCAAAGGUCUUUGGCGGCUCCCCCUCCGAGGCCGCCGCCAUCAACCACGGCACCUACUUCUACCACGCCUCCAUGGAGGGCCUGCUCAAGAACGACACCAACAUCCACGCCGGCAUCCGCACGACGCUCAGCGGACCUAGCGAUUAUGAUAACGACGGCUACUGCGGCUUUGAGAUUGUCGAGGCCCGCGAGAUUGACACCAUUGGCACAGAGGGCAUCAUCAAGCACAUCCUCAACCGCGUCGGUACCAAGAACCCCGUCUACCUCUCCAUCGACAUUGACACCCUUGACCCGGCCUUUGCCCCGGCCACUGGUACCCCCGAGACCGGUGGCUGGUCCACGCGUGAGCUGCGGACCAUUCUCCGCGGUCUCGAGGACCUGAACCUCAUUGCCGCUGAUAUUGUGGAGGUUGCUCCUGCGUACGACACCAACGCCGAGCACACCACCAUGGCCGCCGCCGACGUCCUCUACGAGGUCAUGAGCAUCAUGGUCAAAAAGGGCCCGCUGAGCAACAUGAUUGGCAGCGGCGAGGACGAGCUGUAG